Molecule: messenger RNA, 7371 nt
Organism: Larimichthys crocea (large yellow croaker)
Lineage: Eukaryota; Metazoa; Chordata; Actinopteri; Sciaenidae
Gene: fgf18a
Product: fibroblast growth factor 18a
Exons: 4
Coding region: 1674-2444 (256 amino acids)
Molecular function (GO): growth factor activity
Source: RefSeq, a predicted model, not a curated record
GAGGGAGAGGGAGAGGGCGAGAGGUGGGAGGGAGUGAGGAGAGGAGAGGAGGGAGGGAGGAUUGAUCCGCGUCUGUUAAAAUCUUGUUCUGGUUUUUCUUGGAGUGAGGUCUGUGCCUGCCGACGCGCCUCUCCUGUGCAGCCCCCCUCAAGAAGAGCUUUUUAUGGAAGGAAACCUUGGAAUUUUUGAAAGAGAGAAGGAUCUGCAUAACACCAGUGAAGUGGAUAAAAAAACGCAUGGCUGGGUUCUUUUUGCGUUCUCUCUUGCGUUUUCUCUCCUCUGGUGUCUGAAUGAAACAGGGAGGCAAAUAUAAGGAGAAGAGGGACGGUGCAGGUUCUAGACUGGGAGUCGAUCUGUCAGAGUGAUUUUGAGUAAACACAUUUCCAGUGCGCCCGUUUUAACUUUUAUUUCUUCAGAAACUGGCGAGCUCGACUCUUCUUCAAUUGCACGGCAGAGUUCGUUUUUCUCGGAACGAGGAGACUUUCGUGUUUUUCCCCCUUCAGAGAAACUGCCUAAACUUUCUACGUUUAAAAAAAUAAAUAAAAAGAUCGGAUUGCAUUUUCCCCCUUCAAACAUUUUGGAGGUGAUGUCAUCGUGCUGUGUUUUGGCUGGUAUUGUGUCGAGAGGACGCAGGGAGGACGACUGCAGCCAGGCGGUAACCAGCGGCUGAGGCGAGCGGGGAAGUCCGGAAAAUCAGGUGCAAAGUGCGGCUGUUAUUUCCUCGCUGUGUCGCGGGUGGCUGAGUCCGCCACCCAGUCACAGCUGUUCCCAUCCUCUACAGCUACCCCUCCCUCACUCGUCUUUCUUUCCCCUUUAUUAUCCCCUCCCAUUCUCAUUCAGCACUCUCCAUAUACCCCUCUGAGCUGGACCGCUCCGGGACCUUAUCACCCUCUCCGUUGGACACUGUUGGUCGGUGUCACCUGAGCAACAGACCCGUUGAGCCAUCUUGGGGGCGCAGUCAUGACCGAGGCCGCCCUGCAUUACCCUGCGCCCGCAGAACCCCCGUCUCCAGCUUUGCUCCAUCAACCAGCCCAGGUAGCCCACCUUCAACAGCUCCUGACCCUGGUCUGCUGGGACUAAACCUGCCUCCUGCUCCUCUCUGUGCCGGAACAAACACUACACCACUUUCUUUUAUCAUCUCACCUUUUACAGAAUUUAUUUUGGAGACCAGAAGCUUGUUGAUGUGCUGAAACAUUACGCAUUGGAUUACGCAGAAGAUUACGCACGCACAGCAUCAGUUCACGGGGCCGAGCAUCACUUUGAAAGGGUCAGCAAGGUCGAUUGGAGUUGGAUAUCUGUGACGCGUGAGCGCGCUUUCACCUGUUCCUCGUCGGGGACGCGCAGCCUUUAAAUCCCAAACCUUCCCCCCUUUGCUCCCCCGCCCAUCCGUCUCCCCACCAGUCUGGACAGCUGUUAGAGGUUGCCCGGCGGUCACAGUGGCACAGUUACCCCAGCCUUACACCCUACAUUGCCCGUGCCCGCACAUUUAUCCACGCCGGGGGAACCGGGGCACACCGCCGCCGAUGCCAACGGGAGUGUCCGCUGACUCUUUGACUCUGCACAACAUCCAGCGGAUUCAAAACACAGAGGGCAACUCUCCGGACUGUCGGACUGGCUCAGACCGAGCGAGGAGACUGUCUCUGGGCCAAGUUCCAUAGUGGAGGGGGGAAGCAAUGUGGCCCCUUCUUUCCACGCUGACCGUCUUAUGUAUCCAGAUGUUGCUGGUGAUGUGCAAUCCAUUACAGGUACUUGGUGUGGAUGGGGUCAACUUCAGUGUGCAUGUGGAGAACCAGACACAGGUGCGAGACACCAUGAGUCGGCGACACCACCGGGUUUACCAGCUCUACAGCCGCACAAGCGGCAAACAUGUCCAGGUGCUGGGGCGCAGAAUCAGUGCUCGAGGAGAAGAUGGAGACAAAUAUGCCCAGCUCGUAGUGGAGGCCGACACCUUUGGUAGCCAGGUGAGAAUCCGGGGCAAAGAAACCAAUUUCUACCUGUGCAUGAACCGCCGCGGCAAGCUGGUAGGAAAGGUAAGGCUUCUUCCUUUUAGAGACGUGUUUAUGAAGAAUAUCUUCCUACAGUUUCCUGACCAGCCUCUCUUUGUUUCUCCCAAUGUGUGUGUGUGUGUGUGUGGGUGGGUGUGGGUACCUGUGGUUUCUCUGCUCUCUCAGAAGGCCAGUAAUCGAAGCGCAGACUGCGUCUUUGUGGAAAAGGUUCUGGAAAACCACUACACAGCUCUGAUGUCAGCACGCUACUCAGGCUGGUAUGUGGGCUUCACCAAAAGAGGUCGUCCUCGGCGUGGCCCUCACACACUCCCCAACCAGCAGGACGUACACUUCAUGAAGCGUUUCCCGCCUGGGGAACAGCCCGACCUCACCACACCCUUCCGCUUCACUACAGUCAGCAAGCGGAGCAAGAAGGUGCGCGCUACUGGGCCCCGCUAGUAGUGGCUAAUGCUAACACCCACUGUCUUGUCAUCCAAAGCCUUGACCUGAGCCUGCCAGUUGCUAACCCAGUCAUCUCUUCUGUCGCACACGACUGAACACCUCCCUUUGUUGAGACAAACAUUGACAAGAAACUUGAUGAAUCAUUCAUGGGGUUUAGCUUUACACCUACUAAUUUGCCACUACAGCCCCCUAGUUAGUGAUCAUUCCUCUCAGUUUUAGUUCCCUUACUGGACCAACAAGACCAAUACUGGUCCAUUACUGAAAGCUCUAUGGACCUGGACUGCUUCCUUUCAUAGGCCAAAAACACUGACAAGAAACCUGAAGGGCAGCCAGAGUCCCAGGCUCUACUAAGGCCUCUAUUCCACAACCACAAAAACCACAAGGCCUUCAAGUCUCCUGUUCUGGACCAGCUGGACAAUGUCAAGUAUGGGAUUACAACUGGACCAUACAGAGAGAAAACAAGGGUGGGAAAGACUGAACAAGAGAGUGGGUGCUUAGCCUAUGGAUAAAGGGAAAACAGGAAGGAGAAAACAGGAAAAUGGUGGAGUAGACAAAGGGGUAGAGUGAUCUACACAGAUCAAAUGGACCAAUAAUGGAUUGUUGACAUGUGACGCACUUAUUUGUCUCACUACUAAAUUGGUGAGAACCUGUGAGGCUGGUGGAUGAAUGGAAGGAUGGAUGAGGGAAUCACGGAGCGAGUGAUUUACUGAAUAAAUGCAUGUUUGUAAGAAGAAGAUGAGGGAAUGUACGUAAGUGUGUGUGUGUGUGUUUGUGUGAGUGAAUGAGUGCACCAACAACCAUGAGUGAAGCUGGAUCACAAGGGACUCUAGAAAGGGACCAUCAAGUCCCUGCAUGAACCCGUGACAACUCAUCGCAGGGACUGAAGCUUUAGAAACUAGAAUGUAUAAAAACCAAGCUGCACCAAAAACAGCCAGCCAAUCAUCACAAACCAAACCAACAACCGACCAAAGACAACUGGAGACCUUCUUCAUGACUCCUCCCAAUGCCCUGCCCCCCGAGGACACUACACCUUCAGCUUAUAGGUGCAGAAGGUGAUGAGCGCAGGGUUGAGCAGGGCAGGGAGGGUGCCUUGUCGAUUAGCAUUGCUAUAGAAACGACCCAGGGGAUGAUGCUCCCAUGCGAUACCGUGGAUACAGAAUGCUGCUACCAGGACAUUCAGUGGAACAAACCAAAGUCUCAUGCAUACACACAGGAGAAAAAAUAUUAAAGGGAACAAUUUAUUGAAAGUUAUAUAUAUUAUAUAUAUAAAAGAAGACAGAAACCCUAAAUAAGCAAUCUUACUAUGAUGGUUACUAUAAUUAUUACGAUAAAAUUAUUUCAUUUAUUUAUUUCAGCUCUGUGUGCAGCAGUCUUUCUCGACUCAGUAAACCUUACAGAAACAUUUCUUGUGUCUCUCAGCCUCUUUUAACUGGUUCUUCACUUUCGUUCAUUCAUUUUCUGUAAAGGCAUACAUUGUAUAAAGAGAUUCAAGUUAACGGAGGCUCCAGAUGUGGGCGGCUGGCUUUAGUGAUCAAGUGGUUGAUCAUUAAUAAUGGUUAAUGUGUCAUGCAUCAAGCAAAAAAGACCAACAUUUGCUUGUUCCAGCUACAGUAAUAUGAGUGUUUUAUGGUUUUCUCUGUUUUCAUAUCAUCCCAAACUGAAAAUAAUUGGGUUUUGGACAGCUAGUUUAACAAAAUAAGCAAUCUGAAGACAUUUCCCUCGGCUCUGAGAAAUUGUUUUACAUAAAAGGGUUUGAUGACAUGAUAAUAUAUACACAAAUUUGUCAACCACCAGAGAUUGUGCCCUACCAUUUCUACCAAAAUAUCUAUCCCUUUAGUAUCUCUGGUUGUUUUAGACAAUAUUGCAAUCAGUCAGUGUGCAGGAUUAAUUUACUUGUAGUGUUUGCAAGAUUGCUGCAUCAGUGUGAUAUUUAAUUCACUUAAAAAUUCAAAAUACUGAAAUCUUUGCCUAUCAAGAUAUAUACCAUGGUAGACUAUAUUCAUAUUUUAUAGAUGAAAAGAUGAUUGAUUGACUGCAAAAGUAAUACAUUCAUUGCUAAUUAGACCUGCUUAGUUGAAGCCCUAGCUGGCAUCAAAAUGAUGAAACUACAUCAUAGAUUUGAAAAAAGUUAUCUGACAAAGUAUCAAGGAUCAAUAUCAGACUGUCAUGCAAUGGUAAGAACUUCAAUCUCUUACUCACGCCAGGUAGAAGAGCUACUGCAUUUUGCAUUUCCCACAACAAUUCAUCAUACAAAGUUGGAAAAGCUCUCCAACCCCUGCAAGGCUUUAAAAUCUAACCAGCAGAUUUCUAAUCGAGCCGAGUGCUUAUAAGGCUGCAGAAUCGAUUCUGUAGUUUUCAUAGUUCUUGUCUUGUAUGGGUAAGUCAUUGAAACCUAUAUUUCCAACAUUAAAUGUUAAACAAACAAACAAAAAAAACAUAUUUAAGUUGGACCAGCCUUACUCAGGAACCCUGUAAGCUGCUGUUCUCCAAGUGUUGUGCAGAAAUUGACAGCCACCUCCACAUUAUAAACCUUUGCCAUGAAUUCACAGCAUGAAGGAUCAGACAAAACAGUGAAAAGGAAACAUGCAGUAGUGAGAUAGAGUUUCAUAGCUGCUUCUCCUCUCAUCUAUCCUGCUCUUAUCCCCCCAUCCCUCCCCUUCCUUCCCUAUCCUAGCAGGAGGUCACUGAAGAGAUGUCGCUGCCAAAUGACCCAAUCAUGCCGGCAGACACAAACAGCUGACUCAGGGGGAAAAAGGGUUGUACCAGAGGAUUCCUAUUGCAAGGCAGAAUCAGUGCUGGAGGGGGGUGGUAUAAGGAGGAGACAGUGGGGUGGAAGGGAAACAGGGUGUGGGGCUGGGAUAAAGAAGAGCGAGUAGGGGGUGGUGGGGUGAGUUGUUCAUUUCUGGAACGUUGCUCCAGUUCCACUCGGGAAUGAUGGAAAUAUUCCGCGUAGCCAAACCCAGAGUGGAAGGUGUAUGGUAAUCAUGUCGGGGAAGGAAUGCCAAAUAUGUGCGUGAGAACGGAGCUGUGACCUGAGAGCUGCAGGAAUUAUGGGCCAAAAUCCCACAGACCCAGAGGAAGCAUACACACCCAUAUCCAACACAUACACACAUCAUAUACUAAUGGUGCUCCACCAAGCACAAAUCCAUCCCACAUAACUUAUUCCCAGAAUUUGAAACAUUCUACUACACUAAACUAAACCUAGAAAUUUUGAAAACCAACCCCGUCAGAGAGCCAACUCCCCUCCUUCUCCAAGUCAGGAGAAUACACACUGUACAAUAACCAGACAGAGGUAUUACAGAGCUCAAAUACACUACCCAGACCUUUGCUAUAAAGGCACCACUUUAGGCAUCUCAGACAUACAUUCCUCCUUCACAGUUACAGUGUUUACACGACUGACUAUGUGAUCUACUGUAACAGGUUAUUUAGACUCCAAACUUUGCUACCAAACAGUCAGAGCCCAACUCUCAUAAACACGUUACACUGCAGGAGAUAGCCGAGUUUAUACUCCCACCUGGUGGCCAUCAUGAACACACAUCACACAAUACAGUUUAACCAUCAGUUGUUUCAUGUUACAAAUUAAAACAAUUUGAUUUAAAUAUGACUUAAUGGAUGUAAACUGACCGUAAGCUAUUUUACUUUUUAAAAGGUCAUAAAACACUGAGAUUCUGCAUAUUUUUAAGUACUUUACCUGCUUUGUUGCUGUCUCAUAUGGUCGGAAUGAAUUUUAAAUGAUUAAAGUGGCUCAAGUGAUUGACAAGAUGCAAGAUUCUUUGUGAAAAACAACAAAAGUCCAUGGUCGUCUCUUUAGGAUAUUCAGAAUAUGAUGGAACAAAAAAAAAAAGCUGUUUUGACACUACAGGAUACAAUAGGCUUUACAUCUCACUCACAGAAGAGCAUAAACUCAGAUUAUAAACUCUGAUGUCACACAUUCCAUCAGUUCUUUAUAAUUAUUUUCUCACAGUCCAAUAAGAUCAGUGAGUCUGUUUAUAUGUACACUGGUAUCUUAGUUGCAAGUAUCCAGGUUAUGUAUUGCUAUUGUGAACAUAAUAGCCUGGUUUCUAGAUACAUGUCACAUGGAGUAAGUAGAAACCAGCAUAGUUUGUAGGUACAAAACACAGUGGCUGAGAUGGAAAAACAAAACACAGAUUGUCAGAAGCCUGGAUACUGUUAGAAUCACGUGUACAGGGGUAUGAAUAACCAGGUUUCUCAUCUCAUUUCUCAAGCUUUCAAUCAGGAGUUUGCUCAGUUGGGUUGCUGAGAAACACCACCCAGGAAGACCAUAACAUGCUGUGGUCUCCAGUAAAAGCUGGUAACUAAAUUAUGGUUUAAAAAAAAAAAAUCCUAAAUGUGUUAAAUUGCAAAUAAACUGGUUCUGUUGUUUGUCUGCAGUACAAAAAGGGAACAGACUGAAAGUACAGAGUGUUGAUCUACAUGUCAGACAGAAAGGCAGCAUAGCACAAAUCCACCCACACACACACACGCACGCAUACACACACAAAAACAGACAGACAAUUAGACACUCAUUCAUGUUACAGUUGGCUCAACACUCCACCACUGUCAAGUACUUUAUUCACAAUAAGGUCAUUUUUCUUCUUUAAAAAAUCAUUUUUAAUAUACAACACAAUUUGACAAGACAACUCCGUUUACAGCUAAAUUUGAGCUCUUGAGUUCCAGCUUCUCUCAUAACCAAAGCAAGCACGUAGAUGAUGGGGGAGAGAAAGAUGGAGUGAAAGGGACAGAUGAACAAGGGUCGAAGUUAGAAGAAAGAAUGAGGAAAAAGACAGUAAGAGAGGGAGGGGGAGAGAAAGAGGACUACGCUUAGUAUGAUUUUUGUACUAAGAACCAAAAUACUCAAAUAAAAUGAGAAAAUAACAGUAAUAAAAAACAGUAAGAAAGUAAGAGUUAAAGAGAAAAAAAAAAA